This is a messenger RNA of Sitodiplosis mosellana (orange wheat blossom midge), 1251 nucleotides long. RefSeq names its product DEAD-box helicase Dbp80-like. Gene Ontology annotation, biological process: cytoplasmic translational initiation. Lineage: Eukaryota; Metazoa; Arthropoda; Insecta; Diptera; Cecidomyiidae. Gene Ontology annotation, cellular component: cytoplasmic stress granule. The record is from RefSeq and is a predicted model, not a curated record. The transcript has 7 exons. Gene Ontology annotation, molecular function: translation initiation factor activity; ATP binding. The coding region runs from base 1 to 1251 and encodes 416 amino acids.
AUGGCCCAUUUCAAGGCCCAAAGAGUCGAUUCUUUUCGAAAUAAACCGGUGUACAGAAAUGUAAAAACAUUUGUUGAAACUGCACUUAAGGAAGCUAAAUCGAUUGUUGACGCCGAAAAAACAUUUGAAGAUUGCAUCGCGGAUCCACUUAUUGCGAACACUGUCAAAGGUAUGGGAUUCAAUUUUCCAUCUUUGUUCCAGUAUGGCUUGCUCUCACAAAUGAACGACGACAGUCAAAAUUUGGUUGUAGUUAGCAAACCCGGUACUGGCAAAACAGUCGCUGUUAGCAUUGGAGUGCUAAAUUACGUCAACCGAAAACAAAAUUAUCCACAGGUUUUGUACUUGUGCACGACUCAUGAAGCAGCUGUACAAACAGCAAAACAGCUAACCGGAAUGGCUAUCGGAACAGAAAUAAAAGUUGGCACUGCCUUGAAAAAUUCGAACGUCACACUGGGUCAUAAAUUGAAUUGCCAUGUUCUGGUUGGAACUCCAAAGGAAAUGGUAUCAUUCAAAAUAAUGCGACAUUUCAAUAUUGAACAAAUCAGCUUAUGCGUGUUUGAUGAUGCCGAUACGAUAGUGACUACAAAACUAAUCAAGGAUCACAUCAUUGCAAACCUCACACAGAGUCGAAAAGUGUUGAUGUCGUCCAAAAUCCAAUUCAACAUCAAUUUCGCGAAGCCUUAUGCUAUCAAGUUGGAUACCACAAACGUCAACGUGAAACAAUGUUACACAUUUUGUGAAGAUGAUGGCGAAAAGAUCAUAGCUGUUCUAGCAGUGAAUGAGAUUUUGACUACAUUGAAAAUUCAAGGAAUCAUUUUUUUUGAAACUGGAGAAAUGGCUGAACAAUAUGGAAACAUUUUGAAGUUGAAAGGUGUGUCGGUUGCUUUGCUACACCGCAGCUUAAGUGUCACUGAAAGAAACGAUGAAUUGGAGCAGUUCAAAUGUGGUCAUCGUAUUUUUGCAGUCGCUACCAACCUAUUGGCACGGGGUGUCAACCUUCCAAACACGUCGACGCCAAUCGAUAUGAAUAUCGAAUUGGUCGGUCUUGCCACAUCGGUGGACAAGGGAAUGGAAGGAAAAAACACAGAGAAAGAAAAACCAUCAACCGCUACGAUGGUACAUCGAACCUGGCGCUGUCCAAAUUGCAAUGCAAAAGGAGUUGGACCACGCACAUUGCGCGAUCAUGUGCUUCGCAACGGCUGCAACGCACCACGCGACAAGUAUCUAAAAUCACCUACUCGCAAAGAGUAA